Messenger RNA from Anas platyrhynchos (mallard), 1160 nucleotides. It is a transcript of the gene DNAJC30, whose product is annotated as DnaJ heat shock protein family (Hsp40) member C30. The record is from RefSeq and is a predicted model, not a curated record. Lineage: Eukaryota; Metazoa; Chordata; Aves; Anseriformes; Anatidae.
UGGCGGCGCGCGGACGCUGAGGCGGCGCGGCCCGAUGGAGCCGGCGGCGCUCGGUCGCCUGCGGCGCCUGCUGCUCGCCGCGCCGGGCCUCGGCUUGGCGCCGGGUCGCGCCGGGCACCAGGGAUGCGGCGAGGCCUUAGGGCCACGCCGCGACCUGUACGAGGUGCUGGGCGUCCCGCCCACGGCGACGCAGGCGCAGAUCAAGACGGCGUACUACGAGCAGUCGUUCCGGUACCAUCCCGACCGCAACGCGGGCAGCGCUGCCGCCGCCGAGCGGUUCGCCGCCGUCAGCGAGGCCUACCUGGUGCUGGGCAGUGCCGCGCUGCGCCGCAAGUACGACCGCGGCGUCCUCAGCCGCGAGGACGUGCGCGGCGCCCCCAAGCCCUCGGGCCGCCCGCUCACCCCGGCGCCGCCGCCCGCCCGCUCCGCCGCCGCCUCUUCCUCCCGCCGCGGGCCCGUCCCGCCGCCCUUCGACUUCGACGCCUUCUACCGCGCGCACUACGGGGAGCAGCUGGAGCGGGAGCGGAUGCUGCGGGCGCGGCGGGAGCAGCUGCGCCUCCGCCGGGAGGAGGCAGCGGCCCAAGGCCGCUUCCAACUCGUUUCCGACCUCUCGGUUGGGCUCCUCUUUUUCUUGGGCGUUGUCCUGCUCUACAGCCUCAAGUAACGUGUGGGCACCAGCCCAGCUCCACCACUGCAACAGGACAACAGAGCUCACUGGUGGGCAGGGCCCCUGCACCCACUUCAUGCCUGGGCUCAGCUCCUCAGGCCGUGACAUGUCCUUUCUGCCAGUGUGGUCUUCAGAGAUAGUGUGUGAUCAGCAGGCACUGAUGUGGGCGCAACUUCUCAGACUGCGACCUGUCCCUUCUGCCAUGAUCUUUAGAGACAGUGCAUGGCCACCAUAUGUGUCUGUAAUAUGUUACCUCUGCAAGUGUGACCUGCAGACUCCAUAUGACCACUGGGAACCACGUGUGGGCCCUUUUCCAGAGGCUGCAGUGUGCCCCUUCUGCUAGUAUGACCUGCAGAUGUUGUGCCUGACGGGUUCGUGGACCUUGGUUUGUGGACUCUGACAUGUCCCCACCAUCAGUGCUGCUCUUUGACCCUGGUGGGAACCACAUGUCUUCUCUUGAGCCUCAGUGGAGAUUAAAUGAUUGACAAUGGUG